Molecule: messenger RNA, 3099 nt
Organism: Macadamia integrifolia
Lineage: Eukaryota; Viridiplantae; Streptophyta; Magnoliopsida; Proteales; Proteaceae
Product: probable protein phosphatase 2C 71
Exons: 9
Coding region: 486-2948 (820 amino acids)
Source: RefSeq, a predicted model, not a curated record
UUUUUUUAAACAUUCUACCUCUACUUUUGGAAACACCUAGAACCUGGUUUCCGUACAUGUUCGAUCCGAUCCGGAUAAACCCGAAUCUGCCGAUCGGGUCCCAUUUUUCAAAAUCUGGGUUCAACUCUUGCCCCAAAACCAAUCUAAUCCCUGAGGGGAGGAGGGAUGACUUGAAACGACAAACCAUUUUUCCUAAUGUGCUAUCGGCCCUUACAUUCGUUAGAUUGAGAUAGUUAGGGCAUUUAUGUCAAAUACAUGCUGUAUCAAGCCGUCACCGGACGGUUCGUACCAGAAUAGAUUGCUUUAUCCUCUACUUCAUACAAGUGGCACAAUUGUCCAAGAACUUUCAUUACAGCUCUCUCGUUGUCUCUUCCACAGUCCACCACGAGUCGAGAGCCCCAAGCCUCUACUCUGUCGUAUCUCCAAUGGAGGAAAGCCACCGCUGCGAAUCCUAAUUGAUAAAGCUGCUCAUAUCAGUUCCAUUAAUGGCCGACCUCGUCGGUGGCUUUCUCGAUCGCCGCAUCCCUAAUAUCUCCUCUUUUCGUGCUUUCUACAUUUCCCGCAACGUUUCUCCGAAACGCUUCGUUACAGUUCCGUUUCCUCCCCUUAUACGACUUCCGAAGCGACAUUCAGCUCACCAUUUGUUCGCGAAGCAAUCUCCGUCAUCUACGCCGUCUUUGGAGGAGCCUCUGGCUGCCGAUUUCGACAUCGUUUCCACCACUGAAUACCCCGAUGGAAGCGUUGUUUUCCGAUUCGGAAGCGUAACGGAGAGGAACGAGGGCGUUGACGUCGUUGAAUCAUCGAGUUUCACAGAUGGAGAUUCAGCUCACGCUGAGAAAGUGAAAAGUGUGCCUUUUGAAGAAAGGAGUACCAAUGGAGCAUAUGCAAGUGGAGAGGAGGAACCGAUGAAGAAAAUGAAAUUUGCUGAAACUGAUGAAUCUGGGGAAAUCCUGCACGAAGGGACCUGUGAUGAGUCGGGGAGCGAUCAUAGCAUCGGCAGCUCCGCUGAAGUAGUUGGUUUUGUUGAAGAUAGAUUAGAAUCGGAUAGAAAGUUCCUGGAUGAUACUGUGGAAACAGAAUUACCUGCUUCUCCAGGAUCUCACUCAGUUUUGGAUGCGGAAAAUGGGGGAGCUUGCGAGCAGAAGACUACUGCUGAAGAUAUGGUACAAUUUAUGGACUUGGAGCAUGAUUCGGUCCUUGACAAAGAGGCAUUGAGCGACUCUGAGCACUUUGGAGUGAAGAACAAUGACGAUGGUCGGACUUUUACUAGUGCAAUGGAGCUGAAUAGCAUCAUUGAUAUGGAGGAUAGUAAUGCCACUGAGUUAGAAUAUGGAGAAAAAAGUCAAGAUGGAAUUAUGAUGCCUCCUUUGAGUACUGCCCAGCCUGACUCCCUUCCUCAAGUAGAAAAGGGUUAUGUCGCUGUGGAAGAUUCUGAAGAGAAGGUCAAAAGUGAAGAUAUGAAGCCUGAUUCAGUUCUUGAUUUAGAUGCAACUAUCAACUCUGUGCAAGGUUCUAGAGACAGGAAGGAUGGUGAAGCUACAACUCUUACUUCCACCGUGGUUUUUGACAACGUUCUUGAUACAGGAAGAAGUAAUGGUUCUGAGGAAGAUUCUGAAGGUAAGAGCAAGGAUGAAGUUAGGCUUCCAUUGACAGCUUCCAAGCCUGACUCUCUUCAAGAAAAUAGUUCUGGUCUUAAGGAAUAUUCUGAAGAGAUAAUUGUGAGUGAGCCUAUGUGUCUGACCGAUUCUGGGGGGCACGUAGUUGAUGUAGAAACAAGUCAUGCUCCUCAUGAAGGUUGCACAGAGAAGAAUACUUUUGAUACUACUCUUCCUUCAACUGGUGAUCGUGCUUCAAAGGUAGCAACCGUUUAUGCCUCUAAGGAAGAUGAUGAUGGGAAGACUAAAGUUGAAGUAAUGAAUCUGUCUCUAGCUGGAGAUUCUGAUCAUAUUUUGGAUACCAGAAUGAAUGCUUCGGAUAAUGUAGAAGGAUUUAACACUGGUGAAGAAUGUUUGGAGAAAAAUGUUGUUGAAAGCGCAAUGCCGAGAGACAUUGCAACCUCUUCAAAUUUUAUGGUUGAAGACACCAAAGGUGCAGUGCAUAGCAAGGACCAAGCAGAAGCUUCAUGGGCUGUAGAACUACCCGGUGUUGAAACAACCCAAAGUUCGAGUAGGGAGAUUGCAAGCUCAACAGGUGGGCUUUUCCUUUCUUCAGGUGCUGCAAUGUUGCCACAUCCUUCCAAGGCAUUGACAGGUGGAGAGGAUGCUUUUUUCAUCACAAAAAAUUGGGUUGGUGUAGCUGAUGGAGUGGGUCAAUGGUCACUUGAAGGUAUUAAUGCUGGACUUUAUGCCCAAGAGCUUAUGGAGGGUUGCACAAAGAUGGUUUCAGAUUUUCAAGGAGCUCAAAUAAUCAAGCCAGAAGAAAUUCUUAUUCAAAGUGCUUCAGUGGCACAUUCUUCUGGCUCAUCUACAGUCAUAGUUGCAUAUUUUGACGGUCAGGCUCUCAAUGUGGCAAAUAUUGGGGAUUCUGGCUUCAUUAUAAUAAGAAAUGGCUCCGUCUUCAGAAGGUCCUCUCCAAUGGUUUAUGAGUUCAAUUUUCCAUUGCAGAUUGAAAAAGGGGAUGAUCCAUCAGAGCUUAUGGAGGGAUACAAAAUUGAUUUGGAUGAGGACGAUGUGAUCAUCACUGCAACGGAUGGGCUUUUUGAUAAUCUAUAUGAACAAGAAAUAGCAUCCAUUGUAUCAAAAUCAUUGGAAGCUGGUCUGAAACCUGAGGAAAUAGCAGAAUUCUUGGCGACAAGAGCACAAGAAGUGGGGAGGUCGUCUUCAGUAAGGAGUCCAUUUGCAGAUUCUGCCAAGGCGGCUGGGUACACAAGAUAUACCGGUGGCAAGCUUGAUGAUGUUACUGUCGUCGUUUCUUUUGUGCAACAGAGUUCCAGCUUUCCCUCCCAGUGAUUCAAUCUUCUGUGUAAUACUUAAUUUAAGGUUGUAAAUACCAACAAUGAAGGUAGAACAUCUUAUCUUCACAGUUGUAAAGGAUUCCUGUAAGGCCAUAUUUUCAAUGGGUAUUACUUCCAUGUCAAAAUAGCCAUUCAAGAUUCAUACA